This is a messenger RNA of Thermothelomyces thermophilus ATCC 42464, 3758 nucleotides long. RefSeq lists its product as uncharacterized. NCBI's taxonomy places the organism in Eukaryota, Fungi, Ascomycota, Sordariomycetes, Sordariales, Chaetomiaceae. Gene Ontology annotation, biological process: protein import into nucleus. The record is from RefSeq and is a predicted model, not a curated record. Gene Ontology annotation, cellular component: nuclear envelope; cytosol. The coding region runs from base 191 to 3388 and encodes 1065 amino acids. The transcript is spliced from 2 exons. Gene Ontology annotation, molecular function: small GTPase binding.
CACCAUCAUCAGGCAAGGCUCAUGCAGCGAACUGCAAGGCGCCAACUUCGCUCUUGGUCCACGGGUAGGAGCAGUUGUUGACACGACGACCCAAGGCUGUGGAGGUUGGCAAGACCCGUGCCGGUGCUAGCAUCUUCUUGACUUUGGGCAAUCUGGAAUUUCGAUCGGGCCGCCGAGUGCACGCGGCGGGAUGAGCAGCUUCGCAAUCGAGGUUCCUGGCGAGGCGGCCCCGCUGAAUCAGUGGGAGCUGGUCAAGGCCCUCAGCAGUGCCGCUACCUCGACCGACCACGCCCAGAGGCAGUCAGCCGGCCAGCAGCUCCAGGCAUGGGAGCCACAUUCCGAUUACUUUGCUCUCCUCCAGACCAUCUAUCUCGACGCUUCGCAGGACAAGCAGGUCCGCUUCCUCGCCAUCAUCCUUCUCAAAAACGGCAUCGACAAGUACUGGAGGCAGACGGCAAAACAUGCCAUCAAACCCGAGAACAAGCAGGCGAUACGCUCGCGUCUGCUGCAGGGCUCCCUCAACGAGGAGGACAGGACCCUCGCGCUUCACAACGCCCUCGUCACGGCCAAGAUCGUCAGGAUAGACUACCCGAACGACUGGCCGGAUGCCUUCUCCACCCUCAUCGAGACGACGAGGGCCGCUAAUGCCUCCAACCCUUUGCACCUGCGCGGCGCCCUGCUGCUGCUCCUCCGCAUCGCCAAGGAGCUGGGCACCGCUCGCCUGCGCAAGUCACAGACGGCAUUGCAGGCCGUCACCCCGGAGCUGGUCCAGCUGCUCGGCACCAUAUACACCGAGAAGACGGCGCAGUGGCAGGAUCUGUGGACCAAGGGUGUCGGCGACGAGGCCACGGUCGGCUUUGCCGUCGAGAACAGCCUGACGGCGCUCAAGGUCCUGCGGAGGUUGGUCACCGUCGGCUACGAGCAACCACAUACGGAUCCCAUGGUCUGCGGCUUCUGGUCUCUGUCGCAGUCGCAGUUCGACCAGUUCCUCAGUGGCGUGGCGGAGGGCUCGUGGGUCCCGGCUCCUUACCAGGACUCGGUCGGCAAGCAUCUCAUCCAGUUCACCAAGCUGCACAUCGACAUGUCGGAACAGCACCCGGCUAGCUUCCCCGUGCUCCCGAACUCCAUCCCCCUGGUCAAGGCCUACUGGAACCUCGUCAAGGGGUUCUCUGACGUCUUUGAGAAGUCCGGUGGCAUCAGGCAGACCGGGGGCGAGACUGCCGGGGGAAACCCCAAGCACGAGGGGCCGCUCUACGAAAAGCUUGCUCUCAAGGGCUUGCUGCUUCUGAGGAGCUGCCUCGCCGUCGCGCACCAUCCGGUGCAGACCUUUAAGUAUCGAAGCCCGGAGGUGAAGGAGCUGGAGAAGCAAGCGGUACAUACUCUCAAGACCGAGCUCCUGACGAGGGAUAUGCUCCUCGACAUGGUGCAGGUCAUAAUCAGCAAGCUGUUCAUCUUCCGCAAGUCCGACCUGGAGGCGUGGGAGGAGGACCCGGAGGGAUGGGAGUCCCAAGAGCGGAUCGAGGGUCAGGCAUACGAGUGGGCCGUCCGCCCCUGCGCGGAGAGGCUACUUCUCGACCUCCUCACGCACUACAAGGAACUCGGAGAGCCGCUACUGGCGUAUUGCAACUUGGCCACCAAGGUCGACAUGGACAUUAUCACCAAGGAGGCUGCUUACUGUGCUCUAGGCUGCGCAGCCGCCAUCAUCUACCAGAACUUUGACUUUGAUCGCUUCUUGACGACCUUCUUGGUCAAGGAUGCACAGAUCCGGGCACCCAUGGCGAAGCUGCUGCGGCGCCGCAUAGCCAUCCUGCUAAGCCAGUGGAUCCCCGUCAGGAUAUCCCAGGCCAGUAGACCUGUGGUGUACGACAUCUUCCGCCACCUGAUGAAUCCUGACGACGAGCAUAACGACGAGGUGGUCCGCAUCACGGCAGCCCGCCAGCUCAAGUAUAUAGCCGAGGACUUUGAGUUCUCGGGGGAGAGCUUCUACCCCUACGCAGCCGACAUCUUCAACCUCCUAGUCAACCUCCUCAAGGAGGUGGAGAGCGACGAGACAAGACUCGCGCUUCUCGAGACGCUUCGCGUGAUCGUGUCGAGGAUGGAGACGCACGUAUCGCAGUUCGGAGACGCCAUCAUGCUGAUGCUGCCGAAGCUGUGGGAGUCGGCUGCCAGCGAGGAAUACAUGAUCAAGCAGUCGGUGUUGGCUAUAAUGUCGGCCCUGGUCUCGUCCAUGAGGGCCGAGUCGCAGCGGUACCAGAGCGUCAUCGUCCCGCUGCUUCGGGAGGCAAUGAACCCCGAGUCGGCGCUCCACCUGCACCUGAUCGAGGAGUCGGUCGAUCUGUGGAAGGCCGUCCUGACGCAGAGCUCACCGCCGCUGAACCCGGACCUCACACAGAUGGUCCAGCUGGCGCUGCCACUUCUCGAGUACGACUCCGAGGUGGCCAACCAGUGCUUGGACAUCACCAAGGACUACAUCCUCCUAGCACCCCGAGACAUCCUCAGCGACUCCCUCCGCCGCCCGACUCUGUCUGCGCUGGGGAAGGCGCUCAGGUCGGAAAGCCGGGACCAGUCACACGUCGGCGCCAAGUCCAUCGAGCUGGUGGUGCGCGUGGCCGAGGAGCUCGGGGGUGCCCAGGGUGUCUCGGUCGUGGUCCAGGACCUGCUCGAGACCAACGUCCUCCACGCCAUGCUCGAAGGCCUGCACAGCGCGUGGGAAGCCGGCCAGACGACGGGGCCCAAGCGCAAACAGAGCAAGAUCAGCACGGUCAAGGAGACGGCCUACUUUGCGAUCCUCGCCCGCAUCGCCCUGGCCGACCCGGCCCUCCUGGUCAGCAUGCUCACCAGCUUCGGCAGCCCCAUCGACCAGGUCUGGUCCUGGCUCAGCACGCAGUGGUUCGCCAACUUCGACUGCAUGGGCGACGUCGAGCGCGAGAAGCUCUCGUGCCUGGCCCUGACCCGCCUCUGGGAGCUGCCGGACCAGCAGAUGCAGGAACUCGUGCUCAACCGGCUGCAGGACUACCUGUCCAUGUGGACCAGCGUCAUCAUGGAGCUGGCGGACGGCGGCGCGCAGCCCCCGCCCGCCGCUGCCGCCGGCGAGGCCGCGCCGCCGGGGCCGCCGCCGCUGGGAGCGCACGACACGCUGGUGUGGACCGGGGAGCUGCCCGGGUACGAGUACGACACGCCGCUGGACGUGGCGGAGCGCGAGUUCGCGGCCAAGGACCCCGUCCACUGCGUCGUCACGUACGACUUUGUGCGGGCCCGCCUGGCCGACAUGGUGCAGCGGGUGGGCGGCGAGCAGGCGUUCGAAGCCAACUGGGCCGUCAAUGUGGACCGGGAGGUGCUGGCGGGGUUUCAGAGGCUGAGUCAGCCCGCGUCAGGGGGACAUGACUGACUGGUGGUCAAUGGGUGUGGGAUAAUAGUUAGUUAGUAGUAGUAGCAGGAGGAGGAGGAGGAGGGAGGGGGGGAAGCUGGGUUGGUGGUUUGAUUAUGUCGGCGCGGAGCAUCGAGUGAGUGAGAGAUGGGCGGGUGGUAAUCGUCUCCUCUCAUCAUCACCAUCACCAUCGUCAUCUUCUUCUUUUCAGUUAGGGAAAGUUGUUCCAAAGACGAGCAGUGCCGGUCCUAGAACCGGGGGGUCGCACUCAUGAUUUCAGGCAUUAAUUAGAGAUGACUGUGGUUGGUCGAACUGCUGUGCGGUAAGAUUCCCUGAAGCCUCGAAAGAGGGUGUUCAAAGAAAGUAAAGAGGGUUUUAUGCUCAGUCCCGC